AGGCAUCCCAACAAGACAGAGGUACCCUCUCACCCUUCCUUAUCUUUCCAGCCUUCUUCCAACCCCCGCCGUUCCGCCACCACAUUCACCACCGUCAUGGCUUCAAUCAUAGGCGUCUCCUCCCUCUACCAACUGCCCACAAGACCCACCACACUUUCACCUCCCUUCAUAUCUCCUAAACCCCACUUCAUAUCCCUACCCACACUCAAACACAACAUUGCCGGCGGUGCUUCUUCUUCUUCUUCUUCUUCUUCUUUUGUUGCGUCGGCUGUUUCGGCCCGUAAUUCGGUUAUUAGUGAGGACCUCUUUGAGGGUCUUGCUUUGUUUGAUAAAGCUUCUUCCUUGGAAGAUGGUGGUGGUGAUAAUGUGUCUGAAUUUCAAGCUUCCAUUGAUGAUGUUAAUGAUGGUGGUGGUGGUGAUGAUGAGCUUGCAGUUAGUAGGUUGGGUUUGCCUCAAAAAUUGGUUGAAACUCUUGAGAAAAGAGGGAUUACUAAGCUUUUCCCAAUUCAAAGAGCUGUAUUGGUUCCUGCACUAGAAGGCCGCGAUAUUAUCGGGCGUGCAAAAACGGGAACUGGGAAGACAUUAGCCUUUGCAAUUCCUAUAAUUAAACGACUCACUGAAGAGGAUGAAGACAACCGAAACAGUCUCGCAGGACGCCUUCCAAGAGUUUUAGUGCUUGCACCGACCCGAGAACUGGCAAAGCAAGUAGAAACAGAAAUCAAAGAGUCCGCCCCGUAUCUACGCACUGUUUGUGUCUAUGGCGGUGUCUCUUACACUUUACAGAAAAAUCAACUGUCACGCGGCGUUGAUAUAGUGGUUGGCACUCCUGGAAGACUCAUUGACCUGGUCAACAGUAAUGUUCUUAAAUUAGGAGAAGUUCAGUUCUUGGUUCUUGAUGAGGCCGAUCAAAUGCUUGCGGUUGGUUUUGAGGAAGAUGUGGAAACGAUCCUUGAAAAACUUCCGCCACAGAGGCAGAGUAUGCUUUUUUCAGCAACGAUGCCCCGUUGGGUUCAGAAACUCUCGAGGAAAUACUUGAAAACACCAUUGACAAUCGAUUUGGUUGGUGACCAAGACGAAAAGCUGGCAGAAGGUAUCAAGCUUUAUGCUAUACCAACCACCUCAACUACAAAGCGGUCAAUGCUUGGUGAUCUUGUCACGGUAUACGCAAAGGGUGGGAAGACCAUUAUAUUCACUCAAACAAAAAGGGAUGCAGAUGAAGUCUCCAUGGCAUUGACUAGUAGUAUAGCUUCAGAGGCAUUACAUGGUGACAUAUCUCAACAUCAAAGGGAAAGAACACUUAAUGGAUUCAGACAAGGAAAAUUUACCGUGCUUGUUGCCACCGACGUUGCUUCUCGUGGGCUCGAUAUACCAAAUGUUGACUUAGUUAUCCACUAUGAACUACCGAAUGAUCCGGAGACUUUUGUGCAUCGUUCUGGAAGAACCGGGCGUGCAGGAAAGAAAGGCAAGGCCAUUUUGAUGUACACAAAUAGUCAAAGGAGAACAGUCAAAACUCUCGAGCAAGAUGUGGGAUGCAAAUUUGAAUUCAUAAGCCCUCCAGGUGUUGACGAUGUAUUGGGUUCAUCAGCAGAGCAAGUGAUUGCUACCCUUUCUGGCGUUCAUGAUGAGUCCAUAGACUUCUUCACCCCAACUGCACAAAAGCUAUACGAUCAACAGGGUACACGGGCUCUUGCUGCUGCCCUUGCACACAUGAGCGGUUUCUCCCAACCUCCAUCCUCCCGUUCUCUUAUCACACACGAGCAGGGAUGGACAACGUUACAAAUGACACGGGAUUCUGAUUCAUCAAUAAAAGGGUACAUGUCGGCUAGAACAGUCACGGGAUUCUUGUCCAGUGUUUAUGCUACUGCUGCUGGUGUACUUGGAAAAAUACAUGUUAUAGCAGACAAAAAGGUUCAAGGUGCGGUUUUUGAUCUUCCGGAAGACAUUGCCAAAAAUCUGUUAUCCAAGGAGAUACCUCCUGGCACCACAAUUACAAAAAUUAGCAAGUUGCCUGUACUGGAAGACGAUGGUCCGGCAAGUGACUUUUAUGGUAGGUUCUCAAACGAGAGAAGGUCACGGGGUGGAAGAAGGGAAGGUGGUUCUAGUGGGUCCCGAGGUGGUUGGGGUGGUAACAGUCGAUUCUCAUCAGGUGAUGAAGGGGAUAAUAACUUCAGGAGAGGCGGUAGGAGUGGCGGAAGAGGUGGUGGCAGUAGUUGGUCAAGUGGUGGCUCGAGAAGCGGUGGAAGUGAUUGGUUGAUUAGUGAUAGACGACGUGCUCCAUCAUCUGGAAACCGUGACAGAAAAAUUGCGGGUCCAUGUUUCCACUGCGGGCGGUCCGGGCACAGGGCGUCUGAAUGUCCCAAGAAGGAAGACUAUUAGUUGACCACGCUGUCGAGGUUUGAACCAUCGAUGAAGCUUAAAAAUGGGGGGCACGGUUUGCCCCACAUGCUAGCGACCGGUCAGGGUGCUUUCAAUCUUGGUCAAAAUCGACAACAAAUAACCGUUUGCUUGCAUGAUGCUGAAGCGGUCUGAUCGGUCACUCUGCCGUAUGAUUGCAUUUCGUAUGCUUUUGCAGGUGUUAAGUUUGUUGUAAUUUUUUUGUGAACUCGUUAACCCAACAAAGGAAUGAUUGUAAAAUGCAAAGCUAGUAGGUAACAAUGAUUUUAACAAAUGCAAGUUUUUACUGAAGUUUUUAA
Molecule: messenger RNA, 2693 nt
Organism: Helianthus annuus (common sunflower)
Lineage: Eukaryota; Viridiplantae; Streptophyta; Magnoliopsida; Asterales; Asteraceae
Product: DEAD-box ATP-dependent RNA helicase 3, chloroplastic
Exons: 10
Coding region: 97-2376 (759 amino acids)
Molecular function (GO): RNA helicase activity; zinc ion binding; ATP binding
Source: RefSeq, a predicted model, not a curated record